UCCCUGUUUUGUUGAAUAAAUCUAAUUUCGUAUUGCUGUAGCCCUGGUUUACAGCAAGAAAUUUACUAAAAAAUACCAAAUCAACUGUCAGUGUCACUUUUUUCUAAUUUUGUUGCCACGAAAUAUGGUUUUGCUCGACAACUCGAACUUCAUACUCCGCCUGGAGAAGAUUGCGAAUGCGGCCAAGAAAGACUCGUCUUUUACGGUAACGUUCAAACGCUACGAUGGCAACAACAAGCCUGUGCCCAGAGCUGGAAGACCACCGUUACCCAAACCAGAUGUCUACACGUGCCUGGUGCGAGCCCAGUGCAAGUCUCAAAAGAUUUCGACAGUUGUGCGGCAGGAGGAUGUGCCCACCAUGAUGGGCAUGUACUCGCAGUUCAUGAAGAGCAAAAUGGAUGGCCUGAAGCGUGUGAAGAAGGUGAAAAGCAAGGCCAAAGCGACCAAGGGAUAGUGGGGGGUUUAGUUAAAGAAUUUAGUUGCCUUUUAAAUGCAUUUUCUUUCGUAA
Drosophila guanche is the source of this 508-nucleotide messenger RNA. It is a transcript of the gene Srp14, whose product is annotated as signal recognition particle 14 kDa protein. The transcript is spliced from 4 exons. Lineage: Eukaryota; Metazoa; Arthropoda; Insecta; Diptera; Drosophilidae. Gene Ontology annotation, cellular component: signal recognition particle, endoplasmic reticulum targeting. Gene Ontology annotation, biological process: SRP-dependent cotranslational protein targeting to membrane. The coding region runs from base 125 to 454 and encodes 109 amino acids. The record is from RefSeq and is a predicted model, not a curated record. Gene Ontology annotation, molecular function: 7S RNA binding; endoplasmic reticulum signal sequence receptor activity.